Messenger RNA from Candidozyma auris, 846 nucleotides. RefSeq lists its product as uncharacterized. The record is from RefSeq and is a predicted model, not a curated record. Lineage: Eukaryota; Fungi; Ascomycota; Pichiomycetes; Serinales; Metschnikowiaceae. Bases 1 to 846 code for a protein of 281 amino acids. The transcript has a single exon.
AUGCUUCUUUGUAUUCGCCGAUACGCUACCGAAGCUAAGCGGCAAGUAAACCACUCCCAUUUUGAUCUACAUGCUUGGCCCAAAUCUAAGCGGCCUUCUCCACACGAUAUUUUUGACAUGGACCCUUCGGAGUCCGCCUAUAAAACAAGGCGAGAAUAUGAUUCCAAAUUGAAGUCAACGUACAAGAAGUUGAUCAAGAUGUACCACCCUGAUCUUGCUGUGUCUCAUGACAUUGUAGAGGGCUCCACUACGUUGCUGGCAAGCAAGAAAAGAGCACGGUUUGACGAGAUCCAGAAAGCAUACGAGGUGUUGAAGGACCCAAGGAAGAGGAUAGCCUACAAGAAGUACGAGCAGACCACUUGGGAUGACUACAAGCCAGGCAAGACUUCUUCGUUUGAGGCAUAUAGAAUGGCUAAUGCUCACAGAAGGCAGUACUCGUACGAGAAUGACCCCAAGUUUUGGCACGCUGCCACUUGGGAGGACUACUACCAAAUGAAAUGGGGCCGUUCGCCUCCCACAGCAGAGGAGCUCGAGAAGAAUAAGUGGAAAAUCUUGUACAAGGUGCUUAUAGUUGCGUCAGUUGCGGUUGUGCUACAGGUAAUGCUAGCCAUAGAGCGCACAGAUGAGUUCAAUCGUCAAACGAGACUAAUGAAUCUUCGAGCUGACGCAGAUUUACGAGAUAGCUAUAACAAUUUUGAUGAGGGCCGCUCGCAGUUCCAGAGAAUGCGUCGUUUCUUACUAUAUAGACGCUCCGGCCUUGAUGGUCGUGAUGACGAGGCUACUAAGAAAGAAGAGAACGACAUUCUCACACGCUUUGCACAACAGCAAGUGGACAAAUUCAAAUGA